Molecule: messenger RNA, 288 nt
Organism: Morchella sextelata
Lineage: Eukaryota; Fungi; Ascomycota; Pezizomycetes; Pezizales; Morchellaceae
Exons: 3
Coding region: 1-288 (95 amino acids)
Source: RefSeq, a predicted model, not a curated record
AUGAUGCGCCACCAGGGCGCUGAUAGCAUCUCUAAACCUACAGCUGCUGUUAUGACUAACACAAAUAGCACUAUAAUAUACCAAAAAAACGGUAAAUCCCGUUGUGGCUGGAAGUUUCAUAUUGAUCAUUACCAGCGAUCGUCAGACUAUGCCUCGGCUUUAUUACUGGUUUGUGCUACCCAAGUCUAUUUUAUUAUCGCUGGUGAGAUAUUAAAGGCCCCCUUUGUGAUCGCUGUAAAGUGGCUUGGUAGCUAUGGUACAACUUGUAUUGAUAUCGGCCGAGUGUGA